CUCGCUGCCUCUUUCAUUCAUAGUUGUCACAUACAAAACGUUGUCAAGACAAAGAAAAACGGCAUUCCCAAAAUCAUUCGCUUAAGCAUUGAAGCGCGUCUAACAUCUGUUCAGCUUCAAAAACUAUGUGGUCGGCCUGGGUCAUAAUUUAUUUAAUAGUGCACAUUCACCAGCUAAUACAUUAUGGCAUGGCUUUGACCAUAACCACCAGUCACUGCUUCAAGAACGUCACCGUGAAACAUCAAGUGCCAGUGUCAAAGAGCCGCCUCAACUUGGAGACCCGCAAUUUGGAAUACUACGUCGAAAUGGAGGAUCGCGUGCGAGUGGAUACGGUACGCAUGUGUUGUCCCGGCUAUAGGACCAUCAUUUUUGGUCUCUGUGAACCCAUCUGCCAAAUCAAAUGUCCCCCCCACAGCCAUUGCUAUGAGCCAGACAAAUGCCAAUGUAUGCGUGGCUAUGAACAAUCCCAUAAUCAUCAUGUGCGCUCCAUCGCUCCCAGCAAAUCCUACAAUCUGGAGUGUAGGCCCAUUUGUGCGGGAGGUUGUACGGCGCCCCACACUCAUUGUGUGGGUCACAACGAGUGUGCCUGUCGCCCCGGCUAUAAGGAUGCUAGCCCUUGGUAUGCCCCCAUGCGCUGUGAGCGUAUUCAGUGUCCCGGUGAUCAAGUGUACGAUGUACAUCAGCGGAAGUGCAUACGAGUUGAAUUGAAUUUGGAGCAACUGAUGCAGAGAGUGGGGCGUAAGUUGGCAAAAGGACUUAACGAUGUGCAAUAUGAUGAUGAUGAGGAUGAAGAUUUAGGCAACAGCUUCAAAUGAGAAAAAGUUAAAUGGAAACUUUCAAAAGACUAAGUAGGCAUAUCCUUGUGUAUUUUCUUUUAGCAAUAAGUGCGUGAGUCCUGAUUUUAUUUAUAAGCCUAGCGUGUAGUGUAGUUUCCUAAAUGUAUUGUAAUGUGGUCUCAGUUUAUUGAAUUAAAUAAAUACAUCACAACAAAACGAAAAAAGUGCAAAAUAAA
This is a messenger RNA of Stomoxys calcitrans (stable fly), 1012 nucleotides long. RefSeq lists its product as uncharacterized. Bases 126 to 815 code for a protein of 229 amino acids. The record is from RefSeq and is a predicted model, not a curated record. The transcript has a single exon. NCBI's taxonomy places the organism in Eukaryota, Metazoa, Arthropoda, Insecta, Diptera, Muscidae.